AAUGAAAGUAAAGAGACCAGGAGGCACAUGGAGGGAGCUGCAGGGGCAGCAGAUCCGGAAGCAGAAUGCUUCCUUCUGUAAUUAAAUAACAUUUACUAUUAUUAUUACUAAUAGUAAUAAUACUAUAAUAAUAUCUCUAGUAAUAUCAUACCAUUUAUCAAGGAAAGUUAUACGUAGUGUGAGUGGGGAAAAACUCAAGCAGAGAGGCUAUAAUGGAGAGACAGAAAAGGAAAGAGGAAAUAGAGAAGGGACUUCAAUUCAUUCAGUCCACAUUACCCUUAAGCCAAGAAGAUUAUGAGGCCUUUCUGCAGAAGUUGGUGCGGAACCUUUUUUCAGAAGGGAAUGACCUGUUCCGAGAAAAGGACUUCAAGCUGGCACUGGUGCAGUAUGUAGAAGGGCUGAAUGUGGCAGACUAUGCAGCCUCAGACGAGGUGAUCAUUCCAGUGGAGCUCCUCUGUAAGCUGCACGUCAACCGGGCUGCUUGCUACUUUGCCAUGGGUGUGUACGAGAAGGCAUUGGAAGACAGUGAGAAGGCUUUGGUACUUGAGAAGGAGAACAUCCGUGCCCUCUUCCGCAAAGCCCGUUCCUUAAAUGAGCUGGGGCGACACAAGGAGGCAUAUGAAUGUAAUAGCCGCUGCUUGCUGUCCCUCCCACAUGAUGAGAGCGUUACACAGCUUGGUCAGGAGCUCGCACAGAAGCUGGGUUUAAGGGUUCGGAAAGCAUAUAAGAGGCCUCAGAUGACUUCCAAUGGAUUGGGCUCCAUAGAUGAUAUUGAAACAGACUUCUCCAUGGACCUGCAGUGCAUCCCUGCUCCCCUUGCUACCUCCAUCCCUGUGAGUGAAGGCACAGCCCUUUCAUCCUCUGACAUGGACACAAAGGGCCUGUCCACUUCUCUGCCUUCCGCCACACUGCUCCCUUCUCCGGAUUGCAUGUCCCUGCCCGUGCCUGAGAGUGUAGAGGACUUCACAGAUGGGGAGGUUAUUGGAGAAGAACUGGACUCUCUCCUGGAUUCCCUGGCUGAUGGGUCGCAGUACUCUCUAUCUCUAGUCCAGGGGACCAUUCCCACCAACUUGCCUACUGAGAUGCCCCAGCUGAUCCCUGUGUUUCCGGGUGGAACCCCUCUACUGCCCCCCGUGGUGACAGCCAACAUCCCCAUCUCCACACCACUGCCACCUGCCUCCUUCGGCCUGGUGAUGGAUCCCACCAAGCAGCUCUCCUCUUCAUCUGUCCUGGAUGCCUUUGAGCCCACAGGGGGCAGUGGUGGCUCCCCCUUGGAUGCGCUGGAUUCACUGGACCUGCUCCCGUACUCAGAGCCACGGCUCGAUGCUCUGGACACUUUUGGGACUAGCAGGGGCUCGCUGGACGCCUUGGAUUCCUUUGCUGUGGAAGAAACUGGUCCUCAGGAACUGCGGCACGCUGUUGGGAGCCAGAAACCAUCUCCUGUGGUCAGCCUUGGGGUGAGUCACCCUACCAUACCCAAGGGUGCAGAGCUCUUGCAGUCUCAGCCAGAGGUGGUGAUGCCCAACACAGCCCUGCUAGUGAAGAACCCUCUGGCAUCCACUCACAUCUUCAAACAAGCCUGCCACCUCUGCUACCCCAAAACAGGCCCCAAGGCUGGUGACUACACUUAUCGGGAAGGCCUGGAGCACAAGUGCAAGCGGGACAUAUUGCUGGGAAGACUGCGAAACUCUGAAGACAAGACCUGGAAGAGGAUCCGGCCACGCCCCACCAAAACUAACUUUGUGGGAUCUUACUACUUGUGCAAAGAUAUGAUUAACAAGCAGGACUGUAAGUACGGGGAUAACUGCACCUUCGCGUACCACCAGGAGGAGAUCGACGUGUGGACAGAGGAAAGGAAGGGAACCCUCAAUCGUGACCUCCUCUUUGACCCACUGGGAGGGAUCAAGCGGGGCAACCUGACCAUUGCUAAGCUCCUGAAGGAACACCAGGGCAUCUUCACCUUCCUCUGUGAGAUCUGCUUUGACAGCAAACCCCGGAUAAUCAGCAAAGGGACCAAGGACUCUCCAGCUGUUUGCUCCAACCUUGCUGCCAAACACAGCUUCUACGAUAACAAGUGUUUGGUUCAUAUUGUGCGUUCCACCUCCCUAAAGUACUCCAAGAUCCGCCAGUUCCAGGAGCAUUUCCAGUUUGAUGUGUGCCGGCAUGAGGUGCGCUAUGGCUGCUUGCGCGAGGACAGCUGCCACUUUGCCCACAGCUUCAUCGAGCUCAAGGUCUGGUUGCUGCAACAGUACUCGGGGAUGACCCAUGAAGACAUUGUCCAGGAGUCUAAAAAGUACUGGCAGCUGAUGGAGGCACAUGCCAGCAAAGCCACCAACAGCACGGCUGCCACCCGGGCUCCAACAUCAAGCAGUUUUGACCUCCAAAUGAAAUUUGUUUGUGGCCAGUGCUGGAGGAACGGGCAGGUGGUGGAGCCAGACAAGGACCUCAAGUACUGUAGUGCCAAAGCCCGCCACUGGCUGGUGAUGUCCAAAGCAAAGAGGAAGUGGGUGUCUGUCCGACCACUGCCUUCCAUCCGCAACUUCCCACAGCAAUAUGAUCUGUGUAUCCAUGCACAAAAUGGCAGGAAGUGCCAGUAUGUUGGGAACUGCUCCUUUGCCCACAGCCCUGAGGAGAGAGACAUGUGGACCUUCAUGAAAGAAAAUAAAAUACUGGAUAUGCAGCAGACCUAUGACAUGUGGCUAAAGAAACACAACCCUGGAAAACCAGGAGAGGGGACGCCGCUCACGUCCCGGGAAGGAGAGAAGCAGAUCCAGAUGCCCACCGACUAUGCUGACAUCAUGAUGGGAUACCACUGCUGGCUGUGUGGAAAGAACAGUAACAGCAAGAAACAAUGGCAGCAGCACAUCCAGUCAGAGAAGCAUAAGGAGAAGGUCUUCACCUCCGACAACGACUCUAGCUGUUGGAACUACCGCUUCCCCAUGGGCGAGUUCCGGCUCUGUGAAAGGCUCCAGAAGACCAAAGCCUGCCCUGAGGGGGAGAAGUGUCGCUAUGCGCAUGGCCAGGACGAGCUGACCGAGUGGCUGGACCGGCGGGAGGUGCUGAAGCAGAAACUGGCCAAAGCUCGCAAGGACAUGCUGCUGUGCCCCAAGGAUGAUGACUUUGGCAAAUACAACUUCCUAUUGCGAGACGGUGUAUAGAGGGAGAGGGGGAACCUGUUGACUGGAGAAACAGAGGCAAGUUUUCAAAGGGUGAGGCUGGGGCAAGGAGACUGAGAUACUGGUCUCACAAGGAGAAUUUUUUUUCUUUUGUUUCAAGAUUACCAAUAUGAUUUUCUGAUGGUGAAUGAAAUUGUAACCCAGUUCUUCUCUGGGCAGCGAAUGCCAUGCUCAUGAAGUUUGUUUUCUAUUUUCUCCUUUCUUUUCUUGUUCUCUUCCCUCCAUUUUUUUUUUUUAAUUGAAAGGAAUGAACACAGUCGGGCAGGGGAGAGAGAGAAUCUUUUCUUUUUCAUCCCCUGCCUCGAGGUAUUUUGGGACAUCGCAGUAUCACAAAUGCAGCUGAGGGGGCACCAAGAGAGGGGGAAAGGGUUAUUGGGGCUAGAUGUCUGCAGUCCUUGACCUCAUUCUCCUCAGCAUUACGGAGCAGAUUCCCCUUCUCUUGCACACUGUCCUGGAAAAACAAUAUAAAGAAGCAUCGUAGCAGGUGAGGAAAGCAUUUAACUCCAUGUGAUUUUAAAGCUUUGGUUUUAAAGCUCCUGGCCUUUUAGCUAAUGUGGAUGACAGCAAAGGAGCAAAAUUACACCCCAAAUCUUCCCCUGAGGAUAACCGUUUUCUAGCCCCCGGCCUACAUGGAUUCAAUGAACAUAGCUGAGAAAACAAUCAGGGUGCUUUUUACAGAUGGGGUAGCUUGAAAGUGAGCAUAAAUUACUUUUUUGCUGUUACUAUUGAUUGUAUCCAAAAAGCAAACUAAUUGUGGAUCAAUUGAUGCCUUUUUCAUGGACAGAUGAGAGUGCAGAUUUUUUAAAAAUUGGUGUGAUUAUGUAACUAAGACUGAAUUUGUCCAUAGAGUAUAGCUAAUACUAUGAUGCUGUUGUCAUCUGUGUGUUCUGGGCCUUGGGAUCAAUCAGAAAAAAGGAGGUACCAGGAAAGGAGCUUGUAUUUUUGUCAGUGGUAGAAGGUCAGUCAGCUUCUGCCUGGGGGAUUACCUUUUUAAAUAGUCUGUAUUCAUGGUUACUUGGAUAUGGGUUUUGCACUGUCAGAGGAAGUGGGCAUAAAUCAAUUAAAGGAACACUAUCAAGUAGCGUAAGCUCAAAAUUCAGAGUUUGUGUUUGACAAAGAAUGCAUUUGGAAAUUAUUUCGAUUGAAAUAAAAAUAAUGGGUAUAGUCUGGUUGCUGGAGGGGAUUGAAGCCUUCUCUUGCAGAGUUGCAAAACCAAACUCGAUAGUAUUCAGCUAGUGCAUGGAAACUGGAAAAAAGCUAACUAAUAACGGAAGACAAAACUGACUAGGGUAGUUUGAAGCUAAGUGAAGUGCAAAAACCAAACCAAUAGCAUGCUGACGAGACCAAUUUUAAGAGUUCUUUUAUUUUUAUUAAACUGAAGCCAGUUAUUAAUGCAAGAAUGUUUGCUUGUUCAUAGAAUGUGAUUUUACUUUGACUGUGUGUCCCCCCUCUCAGUCUGCCCUCUUCUCCUCUCCUGCCCCCCAAAAAAGAAAUUAACUCUUCCUGUAUCCCUUCUCAGACAGAGGACAAGAUGUCUCAGCAACUUUCUCGAAGAGAAGAGGAAGAUCAUAUUAGUAAUAUGAGGGUCCCUCUGGGUAAAUAUAAACACAAAACCUUCCAGCUCCCAUGUCCCCAAAACGUGACACCUUGCUUUUUUUGGGUGGGGAGUGUUCAACGGAGGGAAAUUUGUGAGGUUUUUUUGUAAUCAUUAUGAACAUUGGGUUUAAACUGGUUUCUAAUCUUUUAUGCCUCCCUCCCCUUGCCAGACUGCCAGUGCUAUGAGUAGUCAUUUUCUAGCAAGCUGGCCUCUGCCUGCAGGAAGAAUAGAGAAGUGCCUCUUUUCCAUGGGAACAUUCAGGUAUCCAGGUGAUACAGGAGCCUUUGAUAGAAUCGCUGCACCAUGUGGCGCAAAAGAGGGAACAGCUGUUGGGUCUGCUUCUGGCGUUGUAAUGACUUGCAUUUUGAAUUAGGUCAGCUCUAGGGUGACCUAGGGUUGACACUCAUGGUAUGUCUACACUGAAAAUGCUGCUGCGUUACUUCAGUGUAGACACUACCUAUGCUGACAGGAGAGGUUCUCCCAUCAUUGUCAGUAGUUCACCUCCCCAGAAGUGAGAAGUGGGACAGUGGGAGAAUUCUUCUGUCGCCCGAGCACUGUCUGCACCAGGGUUAGGUCUGCAGAGCGGCAUUUCUCAGCGAUGUGGAAUUUUCACACCUCGAGAGUUCUAGCGAUUCUGCUGUAUGUUCCCAGUGCAGACCUGCCCUCAGACUGUAUCGUCUGUAUCGCCAAAUGAAGCAGCCCAGCUAAAUGUUGUGCCUGUGAGAGCUAGUACUGCUCUCCAUUGAGCCCAGCUGAAGGGAUCCAUUAGUGCGUGUGGCAUGUCUGGCUCCAGCGGGAAGAUCUGUGAUGUGGCCCAACACGUGCCAUCUGUAGGCAAGUUGGCAGGAUGACGCCCCUUCCCAUUGUUUGAGUGCAGCGGGAUUGAUGCAGGGAUAAGUUAACAUGACAGACUGUCUGUAGUGCCUCUGCUGUACCACCUGCUCUCUUGCCUGGUUAAUUUGAGCAUGGACAUCUCACCAGAUUUUAUAUUUCCAAUACUGGAAUGAUAUAAAUUGUGUUUAAAACAGGCCAGGCCAGCUCAAAUGGAGGAACCUGAUUGGCUGAGUUGGGGUGCAGAGUCUCAUAUAUAAUUCCACUGAGUCAGGAUCUCCGUAUUUAUAAUGCAAUAAUGAGCUUAGGCCAACACACCAGAGUUUCUCUGGGAGUCAGCUUGUGCCUCCUAGUCCAUCAGUAAUUGGGGAAUGGGUGUGCUGGCACCUGCCUGCUUUGUCCUGAGCCCUCCCUACCCCUCAUCCUUAUUACAGUCCAAUACAGUCUGCAGGUGCAUGCAUAGUUUGGCACAGCACCAUCGGCUCAGGAACAGACAAUCCCGCCUCUGGAGCAAUGUGCGUUGAGUAUUUUUAAUAGGGUCUCAUGAGAAUAUUUGGCCUGUGAGAAGUCAGAGCACUCCAGUGCUGUAUGUAUAACAAAUAAAACCUGGCUGUAUUUUGCUUGAUGGUUCGGCAUUGUUGGGCCCCAUUUUCUUUACCCUGCCUCUGAUAAUAGCUGUGUUCCUAGAUAAGAAAAAUGAGGUAGGGAGCAACAUGUAGGAGAUACUGAAUUGGCAGCUGGCACUUUUAUUUACAGACACAACUCUGGACACACACAGCUCACAGGUAGCUGGCUCAGCUCCUGCAUGUUGGUUAGAGCCUGAGAGGAUGAAUGAGUUAAUCUAUGGUCUGGUCUUCCCAAUAACUGCUGUUAAGUUACUGGGUCCCCUGGACAAGCCUCUAACCCCUCCAUGCUUCAGUUUUCCCUUAUGUGAAAUUGCAGUAAUAGUGACAUGAGGCUUCAUUUAUUCAUGUCUGUACAACUCUUGGCACUCCUGGCCUGGAAGUGGCUCUAGGAGUUACAAGCAGUGAAUGCAUAUUCAGGCUUUGGACAGAGAGGUGGGAGUAGGGAUGAUGUUUUUUCUCUCAUCCCUGCACACCCCAGGGAGAUGACAAAGCAGUUGGAAAGAUCCAACUCCACUGAUUCCCCCCCCCCUCCAUUCCCCGGCAUCCCCAUGUUUUAUUAGAUGCUCAUGUUUUUUGAGCUGGACAAUGCUCUGUUUGUUUCCACCAAUCAGGGGUGGGGCCUGAUUUCUGUUCAUAUUGUAAACCGGGCACCUCAUUCCCUGGUAUAUACAUUUCAUUGUUUCAAGCACUGAAAUUGUAAAGGCUGGAAGGCAAGGGAGAGAGAUGCCGGUCUUCUAUUUUGCCACAUAUAGUCAUAAUAUAUAGAAUUGCUGUAACACUGGAUUAAGCAAAAUUACAGGAAUGCAGCUGCUGCUAAAUGAGCUAAUCUGGCCUUCCCGUCAUGCCCCCCUUUUUGAAACUGUCUAAUCCCUGCUUUAUCAGCACGCCUUCAGCCUGUCACUCCCUCUGCAGAAUUUAUCCCAAAAAAAGUUAUAUUAGCACAUGUUUCUUGGAGUGGUGGCAAGCACAUGUGCAGGGGAGAAGAGAGGGAAAAUGAAUUUUGGGGGGAGAAAUGCUUGUUUUUUAUUUGAAAAACAAAUCUGCAUUUACAAUGUAAUUGUUGCGUUUGCUACGCUGUGACUCGGGAGUUGAUAAUUUGUUGAGAUUACGGAGGGGCUGAUGUCCCCCCUUCUCUUUAAUCAAAAUGACUGCUCUGUGCCCACUUUUCUCCAGACAUAUAGUGUUACCUGAGGGGAGGGGCAAUUGGGCAAAGAGGGGUGGGGAUGCUCAAGGGCAUGGCAUAUCUAUUUUUGUUUUCCCAGAUAUGAUAACCUGAUCUGUGGUGUUGCAGUAUUUUGUCACAGACUUGUUUUAGUGUGUAUAUAUGUGACCCCUGUGAAGCAUAUAUACACAGGUAUUAAAUAUAUCGCUCUAUAUAAUAUUAUAUAUGUGUGUGGUAUCAAAGGAAUCUUCUUUAAUGAGAGUAAAGGAAAAGGACUCUCUCCAGGAAAUGCAGCAUCUCCUAUUUUAACAUGAAGGUUGGUUUUUUUCUGGGGUGGCGAAAAGGAGGAGUUUAUAGACAGAUACAAAGUUCAAGCUGAGAUAGGUUUCCUGAUCACGCCUCUGAAAACCCUCCGGUGAUGUCCUUCCUACCCCACCCCAACGAAAGAGUAUUCAGGUGCUUAGUUAAUGAGUAAAGUUACCAUUAAAAGCUUUGCUUAUAUGUAUGUCAAGGGCAGGAGAUGCCAGAUUUGACCCCUCAUUUUAUUUUGCUUACUUUUUAAGUGUGAGAUUUCAUCUCACCAAAAAAUUCAGCACUAGCAGCUCUACGAUAAUUAAUUCAUAAGUUCCAGUGUUUGAAAGCAACCCUGCAACAAACCAGUAUGCUCAGCCCAGCACUCUGACCAACUACAACAACAAUCUAGCCUAUGCAUUGUGGGGGCUAAAGAGAGAAUUUGUAGCAAGGAAAUAAAUCUGAGGGCUAAUGAGCAGCAUUACCAAUUUUUUUAA
Molecule: messenger RNA, 8180 nt
Organism: Pelodiscus sinensis (Chinese soft-shelled turtle)
Lineage: Eukaryota; Metazoa; Chordata; Testudines; Trionychidae
Source: RefSeq, a predicted model, not a curated record